This is a messenger RNA of Notechis scutatus (mainland tiger snake), 1888 nucleotides long. Lineage: Eukaryota; Metazoa; Chordata; Lepidosauria; Squamata; Elapidae. The record is from RefSeq and is a predicted model, not a curated record.
CCUUGUUUACUAGCCUAGGUUUUACCAACCACAGCCAAGCGUCCUAAGGACAUAUUUAUGCAUUUCAAACUACAAGUUGAUGAAGCAAGAUUUUGCUCGAAAUGUCAAAAGAGUUUACAGUCCUUCAGCUUAAACUUGCUCCUGCUUUUGGGGUUUUUCGAUCCUUCCCUGCUCAAAUAUAAUAUAUAAUUAUAUUAUAUAGUGUAAUGUAAUUAAAAAGGUGGGGAAAACUAAUUAAGUAUAAUUAAGGAACACAAUUAAGAAGGGGGAAAUAAAUUGUGUUGCCGAACCGGUAUUUUUAAUCGUGUACUAGCCUAUUAGUUAUAAGUAGCUUGGAGAUGGAUGGGUGAUAGGAUCAGCGUCCCAUCUUCAAUGUUGCUUCACAUUCGCUUUCUCCCCAAAAUUGAGCAGGGACGACCUUCGCACUCCGCGUGUAUUUGCCUCUCGUGAAAAGAGGGGCAGGGGCAGAGAUUGCAAACGGCGGGCGAGAUCACAGUUUGAGGCACUUUAAGCAGAGCCGCUUCUUCCUCGGCGUAAGAAUUCCUAACUUCCAAAGUUGAAAUCGCGGCGUUAAGAAAAUCGAUACUUCCUGUGCUCCCGGGCGGAGUAGUUGUAACAAGAAUAACUCAACGACGCUCACAGAGAAGGAGAGCCAGCGGUCAGGGCCUUUCCCAGUCGCUGUCCUCGACCCGGAGCUUCAUCACCGCUGCAGCCCUCCCAGUCGCGGACGCAAUGUCGUCUGUCAAAGUUGAAUGCGUUGUGCCAGUGAACUGCAAGAUUGGAGAGUCGCCUGUAUGGGAGGAAAAGGAAAAAUCCCUUCUGUUUGUAGAUAUAACUGGCCAAAAGGUCCAUCGGUGGAAUUCUCUUACUAAAGAAGUGCAAAGUAUUUCUGUGGAUGUCCCAGUGAGCACUGUAUCACUUCGUAAAUCUGGAGGCUACAUUAUUACAAAGGGAACCCAGUUUGCAGCUCUCGACUGGAAAAAGAAAUCCAUUACCACAAUUACUGAUGUGGAGAAGGAUAAACCCAACAACCGAUUCAAUGAUGGGAAAGUGGAUCCUGCAGGAAGACUAAUUGCAGGUACAAUGUCUCAGGAGAUUCUUCCUGCGGUGGUUGAGCAACACCAGGGCUCGCUCUACACUCUCUUUCCCAACCAUUCGGUGGUGAAACAUUUUGACCAGGUGGACAUCUCCAAUGGUUUGGAUUGGUCUCUGGAUCACAAAACCUUCUUCUACAUCGACAGCCUUUCCUAUCGCGUUGAUGCCUUUGAUUAUGACCUGCAAACCGGGAAGCUGUGCAACCGCAGGAGCAUGUACAAAUUGGAAAAGGAAGAUUCCAUUCCUGAUGGGAUGUGUAUCGAUACAGAGGGGAAGCUUUGGGUGGCCUGUUAUGCUGGAGGACGGGUGAUCCGUAUAGAUCCUGAAACAGGAAAAAGAAUUCAGACAGUGAAGCUGCCUGUAGACAAUACAACUUCUUGUUCUUUUGGUGGAUAUGAUUAUUCAGAACUGUAUGUCACUUCAGCGACUGCUGGACUGGAGGAGUCUCUCAUACGACAACCCCAGGCUGGUGGUGUUUUCAAGAUUACUGGCCUUGGGGUGAAAGGAAUCCCACCAUAUUCAUAUGCAGGUUAAUGCAUACCCUUGAAGACGCAAAUAUCAAAACAAGGACGGAAGGAAAUGACAGCAUUGCAUCACUGCACAGUUUAUCUAUCUCUUUUUUAGAAGCUAUAAGAGGAUGGUAGACCAACAAGUAUAGGAAGGAACUUCCAAGCCAUGAAUUCAGAUUUGAAUUGUGCCCAAUUUGCUUUUUUAUUAUAGCUAACUAAAAAAAUAUUUUUCCUUUCUGUUAAAUCGAUAUUUUUAAUAAAGUUUCAAAUAUAUGGAUAUUGUA